GGCGGGACGGACGGACGGACGGAGGGACAGACGGACGGAGAGAGCCCGCGGAGAGGCACCGGCCGCUCCCGCUUGCCCGCCGCCGCUGCCCCUCGCCCCCAUGGAGCUGUGCCCGGGCUCCGCGGCGCCCUCGGGCUGGGCGCUGCCGCUCCUCCUCGCCCUGGGCGCCGGGCUCAGCCACGCCACCCCGCACCUGCGGUACACCCGGCCGGGCUCCCGCAGCAAGAACUGGUGCGCCUACAUCGUGAACAGGAACGUGAGCUGCUCGGUGCUGGACGGGACGGAGAGCUACGUCCAGGCCCAGUACAAGUGCGCCUGGAACCAGUUCCCCUGCCAGCCCACCCCCGUAUACCGAACGAGUUUCAGACCUCGGUACACAGUUGCAUAUAAGACAGUAACAGAACUGGAGUGGAGAUGUUGUCCCGGGUACAAAGGAGAAGAUUGCAGAGAAGGCCCAGCAGAAAAGCCAAACACUGCUCGUCGUCCCACACCACCAGUAAAAGCUGUUGUGAAGAAAGGCUUGGAUGCAGAACCAACAGAAGUGCCAGAACCUCCACCAUAUGAGAAGAAAAUGCAGUUUCUUGAGGAUGAAUUGUUUAGACUUACACGAGCAGUGCUUGAACUUCAGUCCUCAGUGGCAGGUGUGAAUGAAAACCUAAAGUUGACUGUCCAAGAAGAUGCUAGUAAGAUGUUGGUCACUUGGCUGAACAACCUUUAUGACCGCCCAGAGCCUGAUAGCGCGGUUGGUGGUGAAACAGACACUAUUCAUCUGCCUGGACUCCUCAGCAAUAAAGAUCAAAAAGACCCUUUUAUUGAUUUUGAAAUGGAAGAUAUAAAAUCUGAGCUAGCUGAGGUCAAAGAAGCCUUGAAGAUGAGGAAUGACAAGCUGGAGGAACUGAAUGGAAAAGUAAAAGGCUAUGAAGGACAAUUAAAACAACUGCAGGAGGCAGCACAAGGACCUACAAUAACAAUGCCCAGUGACAAUAUAUAUCAGGAGUAUAUAGACUCAAAAUUUGAGUCCCUCAGACAGGAAAUACUGGAAGGAUUUGAGAAUAAAAUGGCAGAUUUGAAGAACUCCUGUGAAUACAGACUACAGGAUAUCCAGCAGUACUGUGAUGACAAUGAAAAUAACUGUUUAGGAAUAAUUGAUGUUAUAAGAGGAAAACAGAAUGACUUGAGGAAAGAAAUAAAUACUCUCCUAACUCAGAUUCCAUCAAACAAGUCCAGUUGUUGCAAGGAGGGUGAGAGAAAUGACUUUGACCAACAGAUAAAAGAUUUAGAUAAGAAGAUUGACAGAGUUGCAGAAGCACACAGGAUCUUGAAUGUCAGAAUAGAUAACGAAAUCACUCGAUUGUCAACUCCAGAUCUAGAAGACAUGCUUGGUGAGAGGCUGGAGGAGCUAGAUGCGAGGAUGAAUGUUACGGAACGAAAUGCUGAAGAACAUUGCUUUUACGUUGAGGAAACCCUCCGCGGUGCUAUAGCUGCUGAGGUGGAUGAAUUGAGAGACUUGUUUGACCAAAAGCUGCGGGCACUAGAAGAUAGGCUCGGUGGCACUAUUUUAGAGAUUGCUAAUACCACAGACCCAGAUGGAAUGUUUAUUAAUCCUGGACCUGUCUUUCCCAGUGACGCAGGAUUUGCAAAUGAGCAGUUUACAGCAGAGAUUAAUUUCCUGAAGAACAAACUACUGUCACUCGAACACCUCUGUGGGCAGAAAUGUCAGUCAGCACCACAAGGUACAGAGGACCUUCAGAAAGAGCUAGAAAAUUGUAACAACAAAUACAAUAACUUGCUUUUGAAAACAGAGCAUAACUCUGUUCUCCUGCAGUCUCUAAAUAGCUCUCUUAAUGAGAAACUCAGCUUAGCUAAGGGUAACCAGCGUGACAUCCAGAAAAUGCAGAGGGACGUACGUGUAUUCCGGUAUAGUCUAAAUGUCAUGGAUAAAGAUAUGAAAAAUCUUCAAGAUGGCUUGAGUAGCUGCAAGGAACAGCUUCUAGGUGUCAAUACUACCUGCAGAAAAACACAACGAGGUGUCUUCAGAAAAAUUGAUCAAAUGCAGAGGACAUUUGCAAAUCAAACUGCUCAUCCCGGUGAUAAUUGCUGUGGUGAAGUGAAAGAGAGACUAGAACACUUGAAUGACCAUAUCCUGAAUGAUCUUAGCAAGUGCAAAGAAAAGACCCAGGGUAUCCGGGAGGGUGUUUCAGAUGUUGAAAGCAGAGUCUCACGUGUUGAAAAAGUUUGCGGCAAGCUGGACUCUGUCUCAGGCAGCUUGCAGAAGAUAAAAGAAGGUCUGAAUAAGCACGUGAGCAGCUUAUGGAACUGCAUCCGUGAAAUAAAUGGAACUAUAGCAUCUCAUUCCACUGAUAUUUCUGGCCUCAAAAAUUCUGUUCAACAUUUUUAUAGUCAGGUCUCCAAAAUCACCACAGACAUUGAGGGCAUGCUGAAAUCUCAGUCUGACACAAGGCGUUCAGAAGUACCACAGCAGCCGUUGCCACCAAGACCACCUCUGCAGCCCCAACCUGGCAUAUCCCUGCUGCCAUCACGGCCGAGGAUACAACCGCCGCGACAGAGGACCCCCCUCCAGCCACCACAGCCGAGACCAAUUCCGCGCCCAGCGCUGCCGGGGUCAGGAGUCUUGCCACUUCUGCCUGGAACAACCGGGAUCAUCCUGGAGACUGGAGAGGCCGGGCCUCCUGGCACUGUUUUAAUGUCGGGAAGAGGUCGGCUUAGGAGCGUGGAUGGUCAGGCUGGGCAAAGUACCAUGCCCAUUGCUGAAGGGUAUGCUGGAGCACCAGGAUAUCCAAAGUUAUCUCCUUCUACCACAGACUCGCAAGGACCUGCUGCUGCUGCGGCCUCCCUGGUGUCGUUUUCUGCUGGGCUCACGCAGAAGCCUUUCUCCAGUGAUGUCGGCGUGGUUCACUUUAACAAAGUGCUUGUGAAUGAUGGGGACUAUUAUAACCCCAAUACAGGCAUUUUCACCUCUCCGUAUGAAGGGCGCUACCUGAUCACCGCUGUGCUGGCCCCGGAGAGGGACGAGUACGUGGAAGCAGUGCUGUCUGUCUCCAACGCAAGCGUGGCUCAGCUCCACACAGCUGGGUACAGAAGGGAACUGCUGGAGUAUCACAAACCCUACUCGGGGAAACGGACCUGUGGUGGUCCUGGGACAUUCCACCUUGUUCUUCACCUCAAAGCAGGAGAUGAAGUAAACGUCGUCGUAACAGGAGGCAAACUGGCCUACACAGACUCUGAUGAAAUGUACUCCACGUUUAGUGGAGUUCUCCUUUAUCCUUCCAUUUCUCAUGUUUAGGUUUACCUUGAACAGGAGAGAAGGGUAAGAUAUUCAGAAGAAAUUAAGUGUAAUAAAAUUCAAAGCUUUAAUAUAUUCAGUUUAUAUAUUUGAUUUCAGUGAUGGGUUUAUAGUCUAUACUGAGACCUUUUCUUUAACCCCUGUUUUCAGAGGUAGCUACAAAAGACAUGUUCCUGUAGCUAAAAUAACUCCUUCCCAAGCCCUUGUUUACCUGUACAAGCAGAACAACUGCUAAACAAGUAUGUUCUCAAUAGAUAUUUUUCCACUGUGCUCUUACUAUUCCCUGUUAAAUUGCCUUUGCAGUCUUCUCCCUAGUUUAUCAAAUUGUCCGUAGUGUAUCAAAGUUUACAUCUUUGCUGAAGUUCACAGUUGUGGUCAGCUAUUUUAAUAUUUUCAGAAAAACAGAGGCAAGAAAGGAGGCUGUAUUGGACAUGGUUGAUGACUUCUUAGUCCUUGUGUUAUUAAAAAAUAUGUUGGGUCAAGUGCAUUCACAUAAACAAUUUGUUCAAAGGUAACCAUGGUGGUGCAAAGCAAAACACCACCUACCUGCAUCAGUUUUCUUUUUUUCUCUCAAGGGCCAAACACCACUGGUGCUAAGAGACAAGAUGAGUGACUCAUUCCAAUCAAAUGGAAGUAGCUGUGCAGGGAGAAACUUCUCUUGCCUCAGCUUUCCACUGGGCAGACAUAAGUGCAAUGUGCACUUGCUACUACUGGAAGAUGUAGGACAAUUAUUUUCAACUGAUACAGUAAAAAAGACGAUCACUUAAGCACGAUGCUCUUGAGAUUAAAGCUCGGUGCUUGAAACGAAUAAAACAGGUCAGAAAAAUCUAAGUCAUCCAUGCAAGGAAAAUGGUAAUUUUGAAAAGUUUUAAAAGAACUUAUUUCUGGCAUUCCUAUAGUAUUUGCAUUAAGACAGAAGUUUUGUCUUUGUUGCAUUGUAGACAACAAAUCAGAGGAAAAACUGAGAUAGGAAAAUGUUCUUAUUGGCCAAUACUGUCAAAUGCACAAACCAGCCAUCUGCACCAAGUCUUUGUUGUAACAGCCUCCUGCAUCAGUGCUUUCGAGUAAGGUUUGGUUUAAUAUUCAGCUUCUGUUUAUAUGGAUGAAGCAACUUCCUUAGUUUAAACAGAUAAAUGCAUUUGGGGCAACAGUGUUUUUUUUUUUCCUCAUACUAGCCACUUCUCAGUGGAGGUAACAAAAAGGAUGUUUUGGCUCUUUUGAGUUAGCAUUUUGAGCUCUUUUGUGGCUGAAUAAAAAUCCAGCCCCCCCUUUACUGAGAGCAAGAUUAUUCAGCUGUCACCUAUAGAUUCUUACAUAAACAGAUCUUUUUAAUAGUCUACUCAUGCCGUGUAGAGUUGUAUUUAUCAUAGUGGUUUGUGUAGUGUAUUUUCCUUCUUACAAAUCCAGAACAGCUGUUUAUAGCUGUUAAAGCCUCAGAACAAACAAUUCCUUUAGAUGAAGGAAGAACUCUCUGUGCUGUAAGCAGCACAGUACAGUUUAGCUGAAGCCCUUCCCAUCUGAGGAGGUCAAAUGAAGAUUUAUGCCUUUGUUGCUUAGUUUUGGAACAGAUAUCCCUAAUAAUUCUGUUUCCAGGCGAUGAGAUGGGGCCUUCCCACAACAAACUGUGACACCCUGGAAGUUGAGCUGCUUUUGAGAAAAGCAGGCGGAAAAAGCUUGCUCUGGGCAGAGAACUCUGAGUCAGUCCCUGUGCAGCCAGGAGUGCACUGGGGGGGCAGGGGAAGGAAAGUCGGAGUGGAGUUUUAAAGCACCUGGUUUAGGAAGGUCUCCUGGCACCUGAUUUUCAGAAAUGAUGGUGUUACUGAUAAGCAGAAGCCAGGACUGGAUGUAUUUUGUAGCAUGUAGGCUGUUUCUGUAAGAGCAGCUGUUAGUAGCCAAAGCUGUACCGUGACCCUGCACUUUGCAGCUUGAUAACGGGAGCCACCCCCGUCUCAUUUCCCUGCACAUUUGUCUUGACUUUGCUGGAGUGUGAGGCAUUAGCAUGCGGUUAGCAACCUCUUGCUUUUUCACAGGAGGACUUAGUUUUCUUUUGUCCUAAAUCAACAGCCCCUUUCUGUCUCCUGCCUUUGUAGGUCUCAAAAUCGAAGAGACAGACAGGAAAGAUUGUUUUCUGUGUUUUCAAAAGCCAGUUGCAUCAAUCACUUAUUUUUUAAACAUAAUUUGUUGUUAUGUACAAAAGCCAGAGAGGCACUUUUCCUUUUAGGAUAUUUUUCACUUGCCUCAAGAAAGCUGCGUUCUCUAAGAAGUUGGCUCCAGACUCUGUGUGACUCAAGUAUUGUUAGAUUAUUGUUGCCUGUUCUAAAAAUGACUCAUGGAAACAAACAAAAUGAGCUGAGUGCUUAGGGAGACCUAUCUGGCAAACACAACCUUUCCCCCUUCCACCCCCUCCAAGUGAGACAUUUUUAAGAAUCAGCAGUGCAAGUUUAGUGCUAGAGUUGGAAACAUUAUAUCAUCUAAUUCUUACCUAACUGCUCUGGUAGAGCUCUAAAUCCAACCCACAAAACUUCACGCGCCAAGUUCAACUAAGGGGACAGGCCAUCUUCUACCGGAACGUUUCUCCUUGUGCCCAGGAUCUGCUGCUGAUGCAGAGAUUGUUCGAGUCCCCGCAGUGCAGCAUAACUGGUAAUUGUACACAGGUAUAAAGCAUUCCCUAAACUAUGUCACAGCAGGGCCCAAUCGCAGCAGCACAUUUUGAGGACACUUUUUAGAGCUUUUAGGGAGUUUCCCAUCCACCAUUUCUAGCGGUGCAGUAGCUAAAGCUAUGACCUUUGACAAGGAAUCUCUGUCUUAGGUUCCUGCCUUUGUUGAGGGAGACCUGACCCUUAAUUUCCAUUUCCUUGGUAAUUGCUGUAAUCAGGAUAGGUGCCUCAGUUUCUCCCGAUGAGGUUAUUUUCCUGGAGCUUACAAGGUGGAAUAUUCACCCGGCUAGGACGACCACAAUGCUGGAAGCCCCUGAAUAGCAAAGGGAGGGAGGAACCUGAGUUCCGGUCUCUGCUCCAGUGAGUGCUUGGAUAAAACAUACAUUAAAGCAGCAGCUGGAGGAGACGCAAGCACAGAUGCAUUUGUGGGGCUGCUGAGGGUUUGCUCCGUACGGAGCAGCCCAGCCUCUAAGGAAGGAGCACGAUCCCUGCUCCAAAAUGCCCUGAACCCACUGAGAGCACACUUACAUCUUCAGUGAGAAUCAGCAACUGAACAAGGAAAUACCUGCACUGAAAGGAACAUUUCACGCUGUGAGUUCAUGAUUUUGCCUACCACCCCCGAGAACAUCCACAAGCUCAAAUAGGAACCGUCUGUUAACCAAGAAAGCCUUAAAACAGCAGGUGUGCUGCCUGCUUCAUAAACCACAGUGCUACCUUUCAGAUCUGCUUUGCAGGUAGCAUUGCAGUGCGGCCUGUGAUGAUUGUGAGAUUCUCAGGCAAAGCAGUAUCUGUUGUGCCAGGUGCUCCCAUCUGACGUCAAAACGGGAAGAAACCCAAACCCCAGCAGGUGGGGCUGUCUGGAGGUGUGCCUGGCAGCCCCUCAGCCCGGCGCGAGGCACAGCGGUUGCUCAGGGACCGUCCAGAUAUCAAAGGCAGCAGCUCUCGUGAGACAGGUGAAUUCCCACAGCCUGCUCAGUAGCAGCAGAACACCUGAAGACAAACCGGUGUGCCCACAGCCAGAGAGACUGCUCUGGCCAAACAUGGAAAGUGUAUCCUAGAGCCGCCCUGGGGAAAGGCAACAAAGUGACAUAAAAACUAGCCUUAUCCCCAGGAAAGCCUGGAGCAAAGAAGGAAUGCCAAUUUUCACCACAAAACUUGUAAAAAACCUACCUCAUUAUUUUAAUUUGUUAUUAAGUCUUCAGAGACAGUGGAGACAUUCCUAUACCGACCACUCGAAGCAAUGAGGAUUUUCUGUGGUAUUCCACCAUGUAUCCUUCCAGUGACGCCAGGUUACUUGCAGCAACUUUGUGUAGUUUUGCUGAGAGGCUGUAGUCAGCUCUGUGAAGCCAACCAGCAAUUCAAGAAGAAUUAGAAUUAGUCAAGGAAAUGGAGUGAGCUGCAAGUGGAAAGCAUAGGAAGGCAACUUGAAACAAAAUGCCUGUUGCCACCCAGUGCAGCUUUAAAAUGCAUUGGGAAUGCAAGGUAAAGGGCUCCCCAGCUGCAACCAAGGGAUUCAAAUCAGGAUUGAAUUGUUUCCUGAGGAUACAUCGUGCAUUUGGAAGUGAGUUUUAUCGGCUGAGUAAGUCAGUCCUUAUGUUACGGCACGGUAGUGGAUAUGGACAUACUUCACCAAAACUACAAAUGCAUUUACAGUCUCAGCUUGGAGACAGGAGGAACAUGCACUCCACUGAGACCUGACAGGAGGUACGCUUUGGCUGCUAGUUGCUCCCAGAUAAUGACACAGAGUCCAAACUGUCAGGUCACCAGGAAUACCUGGGGGCUGCGUCCUGUCAGCACAAGACAGAUUUGCACUCAAGCCAACACCAACCCGCCUGCAAUGUACCCUGCAGACUUGAGACACGAGGCAGAACAGCUCUGCCAAUUCUUUGUAUAUGGGAAACUUCAAAGAACAUCUUGUAACAUGUUAGUACAUAAGCAGGUUUUGGCAUUUAUCCAUUUUGCUAUCUUGAUUGUGGAAAAAAAGGAACAUUACUGUAUUUUUCAGCAAAGUACAGCACAUUUGAGAGUAUGCUUUAUGUGUGCACAUGUAUACAUAUAUACAGGGAUAUAGAGAGAGAAACAUCCAAGAACAUGAAGAAAACUGUUACAGAAAACAACUGCAGAUACAUUUAAAUAAAGCCUACCUGUUGUGUGAUGUC
Molecule: messenger RNA, 8120 nt
Organism: Tyto alba (common barn owl)
Lineage: Eukaryota; Metazoa; Chordata; Aves; Strigiformes; Tytonidae
Gene: EMILIN2
Product: elastin microfibril interfacer 2
Exons: 8
Coding region: 101-3304 (1067 amino acids)
Molecular function (GO): protein binding
Source: RefSeq, a predicted model, not a curated record